AUGCUUAACCGCAUGUCAAGCUCUGCGAGAAAGAGGGAAUCUGUCAACAUGACCGCCCCCAAAAACGCUGGCGAAACAUUCACCUUCUCCCCGGCCCCCGGAAAUGUCGACCCCCACGCUCACACCCACUCCGAUCAACCGCCCUACUUCGACCUGCGGAAAUGUCCCUCAAUGGCCUCCGUCAUCUCCCUCCGCCGAUACCUCUCGCUGACCCGAGAUUUACCAAACGAAAUCAUCGACAUUAUUCUCGACCUCGCCGAAUACUGGCCUCACACCUCGUCAAUCCUCGACAUGACGACGAGAGUCUACAGCGGCCACAUGUGCUAUGGCAGCUAUCCAGCUCGGCCGCGGCAGAAACUGGGGAGGUUGCUGAGUACGCCAGAGAGUAGAAGGGAGUGGAAGGAGGAUGGGUUUUUGAUCCGAACGCCGCCCUUGGGCUGGCACUGCGUUGGUGAUGCCGAUUUAUCCAACCGAUGUGAAAGUAAACCGCCAUCUACUCCCCCGCCAAAAGCGAAGUCCAAGCCCUUAAUCCCCACCCCGCGCCCGCCAACUUGGCUGCCACCCCGCGGUCUCCAUCCCGCCCGCCGCGUCGUGUUCGAAAUCCUGAGCCGAGAGGAAAGACUCGAGAAUCCGCACCGGCAGGGCAGUACGUUCUGCUACGCGAAUUCCAAAACCUCCUUCGACGCCACCAUCGACACCAUCUCCUUCCCCAAAACGACCAAGAAAUCCAUCACCCGCAGCAUCGACCCCCUCCUCUGGACCGCCGAGGCCGCCACGAAAGACUGCCACCACCACCAACCCUCCGAACUCUGCUACGCCAUCCGCGCCAAAUCCUCCAGAUCCCCCCAUCCUCCGUCCAAAACGUCGGAGCUCGAAAACCACUCAUCCGGCGUGACGAAGAACUACACCGCGCACAACAGGAAGUCGGUCCGCACGUGGCGCUAUGACGGCGCCGAACGCUGCUACCUGCCGACCACCGACCGGGACUUUGGAAGCGAGAACGCGACGGAGUUUGUACAGGGGUUGCGGGAGGGCGACUGCGUCAGUCUGUGGGCGCGGGCGAGGAAGUGUGACGAGCACAUCUAA
Messenger RNA from Letharia columbiana, 1086 nucleotides. RefSeq lists its product as uncharacterized. The transcript is spliced from 2 exons. The record is from RefSeq and is a predicted model, not a curated record. NCBI's taxonomy places the organism in Eukaryota, Fungi, Ascomycota, Lecanoromycetes, Lecanorales, Parmeliaceae. The coding region runs from base 1 to 1086 and encodes 361 amino acids.